This is a messenger RNA of Cicer arietinum (chickpea), 2744 nucleotides long. Its product is annotated as protein CHUP1, chloroplastic-like. Gene Ontology annotation, cellular component: cortical microtubule. Lineage: Eukaryota; Viridiplantae; Streptophyta; Magnoliopsida; Fabales; Fabaceae. Gene Ontology annotation, biological process: protein localization to cortical microtubule cytoskeleton. The record is from RefSeq and is a predicted model, not a curated record.
UUUCCCUGUUUCCAGGCUCUGCCUCGUACUCCUCACAUCUCUCUCUCUCUCUUCUCUUUCUAACAUUCAAAUUUCAAACUUUCAAAAUUCCUCAUCCAAAAAACUUGUCACUACUUUCGUCUUACAUCUUCAUCACCAACACACACAAAAUUUGUGUUUUCUUCUUCUAAAAAACACAAUCUAAAACUAUAUUACUCUCUCUCUCUCUCUCUCUCUCUCUCUCUUUGUUUUACACAAUGAGGGAAGAAAAUGCCAGCAACAACCCAUCAGAAAGCAAGUCCAAAGCUUCAAAAUUUACGGAUCAAAACCAACCUCCAAAGCAUCAAACAACAAAACCAACCAACCCCAACAACAAUCACUCAAAACCAAGGUUAUGGGGUGCUCACAUUGUCAAAGGUUUUUCAGCAGACAAAAAAACCAAACACCAACAAACACUUCCGACUAAAAAACAACAAACAACCUCGGAUGCUGCUAACCAGAAAAACCCUUUUGUUCCAGUUCAAUCAAGGGUCAAAAGAUCACUCAUGGGUGAUUUAUCAUGUUCCAUUAAUGUUUCUCAAGUUCAUCCACAUGCUUUUCCAACACAUAGGAGACAAUCCUCUACUGAUUUGUUCACCGAGUUGGAUCAUAUGAGAAGCUUGUUGCAAGAGUCUAAGGAGAGAGAGUUUAAGCUUAAUGCUGAGUUGGUUGAGUGUAGGAGGAAUCAGAAUGAGGUUGAUGAGCUUGUGAAGAAAGUUGCUUUGUUGGAAGAAGAGAAAACUAGUCUAUGUGACCAAUUGGUUGUGUUGAGUAGGAGGUGUGAAGGGGUGAAAGGGGAAAACAAGGAUAGUUGUUAUAUGCAGAAUUUGGAGCUUGAAGUUGUUGAGUUGAGAAGGUUGAAUAAGGAGCUGCAGAUGGAGAAGAGAAACCUCACUUGCAGAUUAUCUUCUAUGGAGUCUUGUUCUGCCAACUCUUCGGAGAGUGACAUUGUUGCCAAAUUCAAAGCCGAGGCGUCAUUGCUCCGAGUUACGAAUGAAGACCUGAGCAAACAAGUAGAAGGUUUACAAACAAGCAGAUUAAAUGAGGUGGAGGAGCUUGCUUAUUUGAGGUGGGUGAAUUCAUGUUUAAGAAAUGAAUUGAAGAAUACAACAUUGGAUUCUGAUAAACCAUCUAGUCCUCAAUCUAUUGUGAGUAGUAGUGGAGAUUCUGUUACUUCUUUCUCUGAUCAAACCAAUAGCUACUUAAAGUGUGGUAAUAGUAGUGGAAAUAGUUUCAUCAAUUUAGUUAAGAAGCCAAAAAAGUGGCCAAUAACGAUUGAAUCAUCACAAGUAGAGUGCACAAGUAGUAGUAUCAUUGACAAAAAUUGGAUUGAAUCAGUUUGUGAUGGGAGCAAUAGAAGAAGACAUUCAAUUAGUGGUUCCAAUAGCUCAGAGGAAGAUAUUGUUGUAUUAAGUAAAAGAAGACAAUCUAAUUGUUUUGAUUCUUUUGAAUGUUUAAAAGAAAUGGAAAAAGAAUCAGUGCCAAUGCCAUUAUCAAUUCAACAAUCUUGUUUGGAGAAAAGAGCAUUAAGGAUUCCUAAUCCUCCUCCAAGACCUUCUUCAUGUUCUAUUUCUAGCAAAACAAAACAAGAAAGCUUAGUUCAAGUUCAAGUUCAACCUCCUCCACCUCCACCUCCUCCACCUCCUCCUAUGAAUUUCGCUUCGAGAAGUAACACGGCGAUGGUUAAACGAGCUCCACAAGUAGUGGAAUUGUACCAUUCACUCAUGAAGAGAGAUUCUAGAAGGGAUUCUUCUAAUGGAGGACUAUCUGAUGCUCCUGAUGUUGCAGAUGUUCGUAGCAGCAUGAUUGGAGAAAUUGAGAACCGAUCGUCACAUUUACUUGCUAUAAAAGCAGAUAUUGAAACACAAGGAGAAUUUGUAAAUUCAUUGAUUAGAGAGGUGAAUGAUGCAGUUUAUCAGAACAUAGAAGAUGUGGUGGCAUUUGUGAAGUGGCUUGAUGAUGAACUUUGCUUCCUUGUGGAUGAAAGGGCUGUUCUUAAACAUUUUGAUUGGCCAGAGAAAAAAGCUGACACAUUAAGAGAAGCAUCAUUUGGUUAUCAAGAUUUGAAAAAACUGGAAUCUGAAGUUUCUUCAUACCAAGACGAUCCUCGGAUACCUUGUGACAUUGCUCUAAAGAAAAUGGUUGCAUUAUCAGAAAAGAUGGAACGUACGGUUUAUACUCUUCUUCGAACGAGGGAGUCGCUUAUGCGAAAUUGCAAGGAUUUUCAAAUUCCUGUAGAAUGGAUGCUAGAUAAUGGAAUCAUCGGCAAGAUAAAACUAGGCUCAGUUAAAUUGGCUAAAAAGUAUAUGAAAAGGGUAGCCAUGGAAGUUCAAACAAAGUCAGCAUUUGAUAAAGAUCCUGCAAUGGAUUACAUGGUUCUCCAAGGAGUGAGAUUUGCUUUCAGAAUCCAUCAGUUUGCGGGAGGAUUUGAUGCAGAAACAAUGCACGCGUUCGAGGAACUUCGCAAUCUUGCAUCUCUACUUAACAAGACAUGAAGAGAAUGAUGAUAAGUUCCAGCUUACCAUCUCAGUAAGCCAUAGACUAAUAUAUUCCAUAAGAUUUUGUUGUAUACUUCAAAAUAAUUCAAAAUCAAAUUAUGUUGUGUAACUCAAUACAACAAUCAAGAUAAAUGUAUUAAUAUAUGGUAGAAUGAGAUUCCCUACCAUUUGAGAAACUUCAGAGGCUAGGCCUUUGAUUAAAGUAGAGAUUAUUAUUUUUUAAUUUUA